AGUGUUGAGGUUGCUUUUCGAAACAGCGAAGACGGAAAGUAUUUGAGGUCAUGGGGAACUCAGAGAGCGUUUGGUGGAUUGUAGUGGAGUGUGCCUGCAGGAUCUUUGGUGUUUCCACAGCAACAGUGUUGUGCGCUGUGGGAGUGGAGACCCUACAUCAGGGAGAAUUCAACAGCCUCGGCAUCUACCUAGUAGUGUCGUCUGUUGGCAUUAUGAUGUUUGAACUAGCCUUUUUCCUGGACACCCUUCUGUUCAUGUGUCUGCCCUGUCCUCCAGACUGGCAGCUGUUUGUGCUGUGGGGUAAGAUGGCUCGCAUUGGAGGCUUCCAUAAGUUCCUCUAUUACUCCAUAAUGUCAGUCGUCUGCUUCUUGCACCCUGUGUUGGUGUGGCAUGCAAUUAUCCCAGGGACCAUGCUUCUAGUGACAGCCUUUUUUAACUUCAUACUAAGCAAGAAGAAAACAAAGAUCAAAUCUCCCAAAAGGCCACAGGAGAGCCACAGCGACCAGGGUCCAACCACUGUCUGUGUGACAGAAGGGGCUGCCUCCAAUAGCACUGUUUCAUUCUUCCACACGGUGACAGGAAAGAGAGGAGGGGGACUGGCUCUCCCAACCAGAGACCGCUGCCUCAGCCCGGGAGACAGAGAAGAGAGCGGGCAGGCCAUGCUGGAGCUGGAGCAGACAGCAGCACCUAAAGGCACAGACAGAGAGAGGAGGAGGUGGAAGGAGAGGAUACACUUGAGAGGUAGGGAGGAGCCAGUGGAGAGAGAGAUGGAGGAGAUGGACGGGUACUGUGAGCCAGAGCCAGACACCACCUCAGACACUGCGCCUAUGAUUACUGACUGAAUGUCUCCCUGCGCUCAGAGUGAGCUCCUUACUGAUAUCACACAAAGGAAAGCAUGUGUAAUGUAUUCAUACUGACUGAAUGCAACUUGCUGAUGCUACACUGGGGAAGACGCUCAACUGAAAAUGCGGAAAGUGCAUCCAAAAUAAGACUUUUGAGCAUUUUUGAGUGUUCAGUUACAAUGGACUGUAUAUUUUUGCAAUUACAAAACAAAAAUACAAAUAUUAUUUGAGUUUUUUUAUUCAAUCUUUUACUGAUUUUUAUACUUUUUACUUCAAAAAGAUCAAUUUGUGCAAAAUGAAAAGUAUUUUUAACAACAAUUUGAGCUCCAGAUGUAUAAAAUCAAAUAAAUUAAACCAUUUGUACCUACAGCA
Messenger RNA from Centropristis striata (black sea bass), 1214 nucleotides. RefSeq names its product transmembrane protein 72 (gene tmem72). The transcript has 5 exons. The record is from RefSeq and is a predicted model, not a curated record. NCBI's taxonomy places the organism in Eukaryota, Metazoa, Chordata, Actinopteri, Perciformes, Serranidae. The coding region runs from base 51 to 842 and encodes 263 amino acids.